CGCUGUGAAAAAUAUGCCGGAAGAGCACCAGAUGGUCAACGAAGUUCUGCAAACGUCCAAAGCUCUUGUUCGACACAUCAAAGCCACUACCCUGCAGCACAUGCUGCCCCGUAAAGUGAAACAGGAGGUUGAUACACGUUGGAACACUGUGAUUGACAUGCUGGACUCCUUGCUUUCUGUGUACGACGAGAUUCAGGUUUUGUUGGGCGAGCGAAAGGAGGAUGAAAUGCUGCCAGAACCGCGUGAAUUUUUAGAGCAGUUAGUUGAGCUUUUAAGACCGGUCAAACAAGCGACUGCAGAACUGUCAGCGAGCAAAUUUCCCACUAUGCAUUUGGUACUCCCUUGGCGAAAAAAGCUGGAAGGCUUUUAUAUGGCAGCUGCUAAUGAUGAUGAAGCGCCAGCAAUUUCGGCCUUGCGAAAGAUGAUGUUGCGUUACCUACGAGAAAAAUUUGUGAUCGUGGACAUUCAUCAGAUUGCGGCUUUUCUGAAUCCUCGAAUGCGCACGUUGAAAAUGUUAACCGAAGCGGAGAAAAGAGCCGUACAUGCACGCGUGAAAGCGUUACUGCCUGUGAUGGGUUCUGGUUUAAGCAGCUUGCAUUCUAAAAAACCGACUACAAGUAGAGCAAGCACGUUUGCUGAUUUCGAAGAUGAUUUAGUACCUGAUCAAGAAGACGACGAAAUUGGAUUAUACUUAAAGACAUCCGUGCCACCAAGUUCAGCUGACGACGAUGAAAGAUGGAUACUUGAGUUUUGGAAGAACAAAGAGACCGAGCUGCCCAGAAUGUCGAAACUGGCCAAACAGAUUUUUGCUGUACCGGCGACAAGUACUGCUUGUGAACGAACGUUUAGUUUAGCUGGGUUCGUUAUAGAUGACCGUCGUAAUAGUCUUAAGCCGGAAAAAGUUGAUGAUUUACUUUUCUUAAAGAGUUACUACGCUAAUGCGUCGGCUGGUGUUACAGAAGACUUUCCCGAGUUUAGUAAAAAAUUUAAUAAAGUUUUUCGGAGUGGAGCGGAGUGGAUUCGGAUGGUAGAAAAUAUUUACGGAUCGGAGUGGUCGGAGUAA
Molecule: messenger RNA, 1063 nt
Organism: Paramacrobiotus metropolitanus
Lineage: Eukaryota; Metazoa; Tardigrada; Eutardigrada; Parachela; Macrobiotidae
Product: zinc finger protein 618-like
Exons: 2
Coding region: 14-1063 (349 amino acids)
Biological process (GO): regulation of transcription by RNA polymerase II
Cellular component (GO): nucleus
Molecular function (GO): protein dimerization activity
Source: RefSeq, a predicted model, not a curated record